Molecule: messenger RNA, 1780 nt
Organism: Pseudoliparis swirei
Lineage: Eukaryota; Metazoa; Chordata; Actinopteri; Perciformes; Liparidae
Gene: tgoln2
Product: trans-golgi network protein 2
Exons: 4
Coding region: 127-969 (280 amino acids)
Source: RefSeq, a predicted model, not a curated record
AGCAGGAACCCGGACAUAAACCAAAACCUCCAACCUGUCAUCUUAGAUUUGUCAACGCGGAUUCUGGCGUGAGCUCGAAGAAGAGACCGAUUACAAAACAUUUGUUUGUGUGGUUUAUUCGACACAAUGAGGGCGGCUUUCCUGUUCCUCACCGUAUUUCUGAGUGUCUGCUCGAUCAGAGGAGCUUCAGUGCAAAAUCCUCUGAAGCCUACAGAUUUAAAGGAAACGCAGAAAAAUAUAUCAGAGCAGGCAACAGUUGCUGUAAAUGCAGAGAAAACUCUGCUUAAUACGACUGAACUAAAGAAACAGGACAUAAAACACUCUACGCAAACGCGAGCAGGGACACAAAGUCAGGCAGAGAAGCAGGCAGAGAAGCAGGCGGGUGUUGGCCUUAUCCAAACGGAUGUGACUAAUAAAGGGAAGCAAAAUCAAACUGACAAAGACAAACAAAAAGAGCAUUCAAGCGGAUCCACGUCUGACCUCACAGUUAUGAACGUACAACCCAAGCCUAAAACUGUAAUCCCACCUGAAGAUGCAGAGUCAGGGUCAAAGGUCACCAAGAUAGAUUCAGAAGAAGACAAAGACAAGAAAGGCAAAAUACCUUUGGAGGACGUCACUGGGGGGAAAAGACCUUUGGUGGACGUCACUGGGGGGAAAAGACCUUUGGUGGAUGUCACUGAGGACAACACGGAAGAAGAGGUCGUCGAGGAGCUCAAACCAGUAGAAGAGGACAGCGAACAUGGAAAAACCGGAGAGAAAGUUCCAUACGACCCAACUAGUAUAAAUCAUGAGGCAGAAAGCAGUCAUUUCUUUGCCUACCUCGUCACUUCAGCUGCGCUGGUAGCAGUGCUUUACGUCACUUACCACAACAAGCGCAAGAUAAUUGCAUUUCUUUUGGAAGGAAAGAAAUCCAGAGCCACACGUCGCCCGAAAGCCACAGAAUACCAGAAACUGGAACAGCAGAUGUAACCUCAAGUCAUUCUCUUGAAGCGGAAUGGUUGAGCAGCUGAAUAAACUGGUGGUUGUGUGUGAAGAGGGUGAUUAGAUACUGGCGUUGGAUAUUUUCAUGGUCGACUCUGCAUUGUUUUAACCUCGUGUUAAAUGGAAAUUCUUCUAUUUUAUACCUUUUAGUUGCUUAUUGUAUGACUAUGCAGACGACACUGUUGCCUUAUUGAGGACUUUAGUGAAAUGCAGUGAAGGUAAAAUAAGCAUGAUGUUUUUGCACUUGUGUCGUUAUUAUCUUGUAAUUUGACCUGACUAAGGUCUGGACUCAGGAUAUUUUAGUAGCAAAUGAAAAUAUUAGCUGUCUGGUUUCCAGAACACUGUGCACCAAAUAAGCCAUCUGGUUCUUUGUAAAAUACUGUGUUACAUUUGGUUGUUUUAAAUGUCGAUUUGAUGAUUUGUAUCACAAAUGUAUCGCAAUGGGAUUUCUGCUUAGCGCAUGACCAUGUGGUAUUGGCCAGAUGAAUGUAGGGACCUUUAUUUUCCAAACGAGACGCUCGCCCUCUUUAACUGCCUAAAUGCGGAGACUUAAACAUCUGAAAUAUUUGCUUGGAGAAAUAUUUUUAGGAAAAGCGUCAAUUUGCUUAGAUCAAUACAACUCUCAAAUAUUUCCAAUAAAUAACCCUGAAAAUGAGCAUAUUUCCCAAAAUGUUAAGAUACAACUGAAUGAUGUUUUAACUGCUGUCGUGGUGUUGGGCUCAUGUGCAAAGGCCUCUUAAUUUAUUCAGUUUAAAUGUUGUAUGAGGUGUGAUUCACAUUAAAAUAUUGUUUAUCUACA